This is a messenger RNA of Mesocricetus auratus (golden hamster), 1250 nucleotides long. Its product is annotated as olfactory receptor 4C45. NCBI's taxonomy places the organism in Eukaryota, Metazoa, Chordata, Mammalia, Rodentia, Cricetidae. The record is from RefSeq and is a predicted model, not a curated record. The coding region runs from base 122 to 1048 and encodes 308 amino acids. The transcript is spliced from 2 exons. Gene Ontology annotation, molecular function: olfactory receptor activity; G protein-coupled receptor activity. Gene Ontology annotation, biological process: G protein-coupled receptor signaling pathway. Gene Ontology annotation, cellular component: membrane.
CUGAACACUGUCCUGGGUGUGCCUAGAGGGAAAGAAACAAUGACUGCAAUCAAUCAACAAACAGGAGACUCCCCAACCAACUAUAACCUAAUGAACUAUGCUCACAGCCUGAACUAAACUGAUGAAAAUGAUGAACAAUGUCACAGAAUUCAUCCUCCUGGGCUUGACUCAAGACCCAGAUCUGCGGAAACUCUUAUUCAUUGUGUGCUUAGUAAUCUAUUUGAUCACACUGGCAGGUAACAUACUCAUCUCAGUCACCAUCUUCAUCAGCCCAGUCCUGGCUAAGCCCAUGUACUUUUUUCUCUCCUAUUUGUCCAUCACAGAUGGUUUGUACUCUUCUUCCAUAGCACCCAAAAUGAUCUAUGACUUGAUAUCUGAGAAGAGUAGUAUAUCCUUCAAUGGCUGCAUGACUCAGCUUUUUGCUGAGCAUUUUUUUGCAGGAGCUGAAGUCAUCUUGCUGAUUUCCAUGGCCUAUGAUCGCUAUGUAGCCAUCUGCAAGCCCUUGCACUACAUGACCAUCAUGAACCAACCUAUGUGUAUUUCUUUGGUGGUAACAGCUGGAAUUGUUGGAUUAGUUCAUGGAAUGAUACAGACUACAUUUAUAGCCCAAUUACCCUUCUGUGGCCCCAAUACCAUUAAUCACUUUAUAUGUGAUUUAAUACCACUCCUGGAGUUGGCCUGCACUGACACUCAUACUCUAGGGCCCCUGAUUGCUGCCAACAGUGGGUCAAUGUGCUUACUCAUUUUCUCUAUGCUUAUUGUUUCCUAUGUAGUUAUCCUUUACUCCUUGAGGAACCACAGUUCAGAAGGACGUCAGAAGGCCUUGUCUACCUGUAUCUCUCAUGUCACUGUUGUUGUCUUAUUCUUUGUACCUUGCUCAUACUUGUAUGUAAGACCAAUGACCUCCUUCCCCAUAGACAAAAUUGUGAGUGUGUUUUAUACCCUUGUGACACCUCUGUUGAACCCUUUAAUCUAUACCCUUAGAAAUGAGGAGGUCAAGAAGGUUAUUAAGACACUCCUGUGUCAAAUAAGGUUAAAUACUGGUUAAAGAAGUUCAGUGAUUUUCCAUAUUUAGACAGUAAUCUAGUGAUACUUCAUAUGGAUUUCUCAUCCCUAAGUGAUUGCAAUUGACAAUUUCUAUUAUACUCUGCAUCAGAAUUAACACAUGAAUGAUUUUUGUACAAUGCAAUAGGAACAAUGCAUGUUACUAAACAACACAUGUUGAAAAUGUGUAUGAACACAUCAGAAUG